This is a messenger RNA of Trematomus bernacchii (emerald rockcod), 1825 nucleotides long. Its product is annotated as sodium- and chloride-dependent GABA transporter 2-like. The record is from RefSeq and is a predicted model, not a curated record. Lineage: Eukaryota; Metazoa; Chordata; Actinopteri; Perciformes; Nototheniidae. Gene Ontology annotation, cellular component: membrane. Gene Ontology annotation, biological process: sodium ion transmembrane transport. Bases 11 to 1810 code for a protein of 599 amino acids. The transcript has 15 exons.
AUGUGUCCUGAUGGAGCCAGCAAGUUAUCCAGGGAAUCUAAAGAAUAAAAUAAGAAUGAAAGAUGAAAACAAUCAAAAUCAUGCUCCGUCUAACAGUGCAAAGAGAGGUCAGUGGGCCAACAAGAGGGAGUUCAUUUUGUCAGUAUCCGGACAGAUCAUUGGUCUGGGCAAUGUUUGGAGAUUUCCAUAUCUGUGCUUCAAAAAUGGAGGUGGAGCUUUCCUGAUCCCCUAUGUGGUGUUCCUGUUCACGUGUGGAAUCCCCAUCUUCUUUCUAGAGGUGUCUCUGGGGCAGUUAACGGCUCAGGGUGGGAUCACAUGUUGGAGGAAAAUAUGUCCCAUAUUUGGAGGUUUAGGCUACGGCAGUCAAGUUACAUUGUUAUACAGUGUGGUGUAUUACAUUGUCAUCCUGGCUUGGGCCUUCCUCUACCUCUUCUCCUCCUUCCACACUGUACUCCCCUGGGCCAGCUGCAACAACACCUGGAACACAGAUAACUGCAUUGAUUGUGGACAGAAUGAUUCAGUUUAUCGCCACAUCAAUGAAAACACAACAUCAUCAGUGAAAGAAUUCUGGCAGAGGAGAGUCUUGGGCUUGUCUGGAGGAAUUGAAGAGAUGGGCAGUAUCCGCUGGGACCUGGCUGGAUGUCUUCUGCUAAGCUGGAUCAUCUGUUACUUCUGUAUCUGGAAAGGAAUCAAGGCGACAGGAAAGGUUGUGUACGUCACAGCCACUUUUCCAGUUGUGAUGUUGAUUGUGAUGCUGAUCCGUGGGCUGACAUUGCCAGGAGCUUUAACUGGAAUUAGAUAUUACCUUUAUCCUGAUCCGACCCGUCUGACUGAUCCUCAGGUGUGGAUGGAUGCUGGGAGCAGAGGUCGCGUAUUAUUCUCCUAUGGCAUUUGCGAAGGCUGUUUGCAAGCAAUGGGAAGCUACAACAAAUACAACAACAACUGCUACAAAGACACUUUCGCCUUGUGCGCACUGAACAGUUUAACCAGCUUUGUUGCUGGCUUUGCAGUCUUCUCUGUUCUUGGCUUCAUGUCGCAUGAAUUGGGUGUUGACAUCUCAACAGUAGCUGAAUCAGGUCCUGGCCUGGCAUUCAUUGCUUACCCUCGGGCUUUAUCCAUGAUGCCUUUACCUCAACUCUGGGCUGCCUUCUUCUUCAUCAUGAUUAUCCUUCUUGGAUUGGACAGUGAGUUUGUGUAUCUGGAAGGCCUGGUGACAGCCAUAUCAGACAUGUUUCCAUCCUUCUUUCUCAUUGGUCAUCGACGUAAACUACUUCUGUUGAUCAUCUGUGGUGUUUCCUUUGUUAUUGGCCUGUUUAUGGUGACUGAGGGAGGACUUUAUGUAUUUCUGCUGUUUGAUUACUAUGCUUGCAGUGGAAUACCAUUAAUGAUUUUUGCCAUUUUGGAGUGCGUCUGUGUGGGAUGGAUAUAUGGUGCUGAUCGUUAUUAUGACAAUAUAAAGGAAAUGAUUGGCUACUACCCCUCAUCGCUUAUGAAAUAUUGUUGGAAGUUCAUCACACCAUGUCUCUGUGUUGGAACCCUGAUAUUCUCUAUGGUCAAGUUCACCCCGCUGAAAUACAACAGCACCUACGAGUACCCCUGGUGGGGCUUUGCCAUUGGGAUGGGUCUUGGUUUGUCUUCAGUUCUCCUGACUCCUCUGUGGAUUAUCUAUCGUAUGGCUGUAACCCCGGGAACACUGAGACAGAGACUGAAAACGUUAUGCACUCCAGCGUACGAUCUGCAUUCUUCACCAAAGAAGACUCUUUACCCAGAAACCCCUCCUCCUGAUACAGAGCUGCAUGCUUUAACUUAAAAACCAGAACAUGGC